Molecule: messenger RNA, 4767 nt
Organism: Bactrocera neohumeralis
Lineage: Eukaryota; Metazoa; Arthropoda; Insecta; Diptera; Tephritidae
Product: oocyte zinc finger protein XlCOF8.4
Exons: 4
Coding region: 673-2295 (540 amino acids)
Source: RefSeq, a predicted model, not a curated record
UUAAACGUGUGUACACAAUCAGACCACGAACCAGGCGACGACCAACAGCGAUCAGGCCAAUACGGAGCUAAAGAAAAACAGACGAAAUACAAAUAAAUUAAAAAAUACAAUCUUUUGUGCGAAACCGGUGAAAAGUUGAAAAUAUUUUCCACAGAAAAGUGCGACGAAGUAGUGAAUACAAGUACAUACAUACUUACAUACAUAUGUACAUUGCAUGUUUAUUGCGAAAUUCUUGACAAUGCCUGUGUGUGGGGAUUUUAGAUUUUCAUAAUUCAGUGGAACUUCUCGACCUACAGCAACAAUCAAAAGACCCCAAAACUGAACUGAACUAAACUGUUUUUUGAAUAUAAAAAAAUAGAGAAAACUUUUAAUUAAAAAACAUCGAAUUGUGACAAAGGUAUUCGUAGACGUGUGCUGUGCUGGUGGUGUCGCGGAGUGUCAACGCUUUGGCACACGCGGUCUCACACUUUCGCCGCGUUGGUCACUUCCCGUCCACGCCGCUGAAUCAUCCGUCUAAAUUCUGUCUGUGUGCGCAGCGUCUUUUCGCAGAAAUAUUGAACGCAAAUCGCAAACUAGAAUUUGAAAAUCACGCCGCCGUGCGAGCAGCAUAGUUUCCGACAAAAUUUUGUCUCCAAAUUUCAGAACAAAAACGCAUUAAAAUAUAAGGCCAAAAUGACGAAAGAGCAAGCAACCGCAAUACCAGAAGAGCUGUACAAUCUCACACAGUUGGCUGAGGUCACGCUGGCUGCCGGACGACUUAGCACAACUAAUAUCACAGAAAUUAAAGACUACAUAAAACGCCACAAGGCAUUGGAGUAUCUUGCUGAUGAGACAACCGCCCCGAAACCUGCCUACGUUCCUCAAAUAUCAGAACCCACAAGUGUGAUAGCAAAACCUUUCACCAGCGUAAACACUGACUCCGGUAAUGGCUUGUGGCACACAAACCAAGAGUUCAGUGCCAAAAACCAACGUUACGACAACACAGAGUUUCAGAAUAACCAAACGGAUCAUCAUAGUUGUAAUUCCUCAUUAACAGUGCCACGGACCGCAUUCUAUUCGUCCUCCGAUGAUGAUUCCAACUACUACAGCCACAAGGUAUUUGAUCGGAAGAAGUUGCGUCGCUCUACAAUUUCCGAUCACUCACGAUACGAUGAGCACUCGUGCAGCAGCUUGCCUAGCUGUAGUAGUGACGAACAUUUCAUGGGCUCCUCAAGUAAUUCGAGCAACUCAGAGGGCAGCAAGUUGAGCGAUGGUGCCGACAGCAGUGCCCGUAGCGUUAAUUUACUCGACGAUGAACACAUAUGUCCGGAAUGCGGCAAGAAGUACUCGACAUCGUCCAACUUGGCAAGGCAUCGACAAACACACAGGUCAAUCAUGGACAAGAAGGCGCGACGAUGUCCGUACUGUGAGAAGGUCUACGUCUCAAUGCCCGCCUUCAGCAUGCAUGUGCGCACACACAACCAGGGUUGCGAAUGUCAGUACUGCGGUAAAUGCUUUUCACGCCCGUGGCUGUUACAAGGUCACAUACGGACCCAUACCGGUGAGAAACCCUUCAAGUGCAGCGUUUGCAACAAAGCUUUCGCGGAUAAAUCCAAUCUGCGCGCUCACAUACAAACCCAUUCGAAUACGAAGCCACACACCUGCGCCCGCUGUGGCAAGGCGUUUGCACUAAAGUCCUAUCUGUACAAACACGAGGAAUCUUCGUGUAUGAAAAACCAUCAACGUAACGGCGAACGCGGUGAAGCGCGCACAAUCAGAAAUGCAGCAAAUGCGACGAACGCCCCUACCGUUAAAAGCCUGAAUACGCACUCGUUGACGGACACUGCUAAGUCCACGUUAGCCACAAAACUAUUGCAAAAAGAAAAGGAUCGACGUCAAGCCGGCACACUCAUCUGUGGUGAAAUUCUGCCCGAAACCAUCCACAAGCCACUUGAAAUCACCACCAUUUUGACGCUAACCGACAACAACUGCACGAUGAAGACGAAUGUGGCGCAGGAAAAGUCAUAUACAAUGCUGACAAGCCCCAUGUCUCAGGAAGAGUAUGAGCGUUUUAAGCGCAUCAGCGUCAUACAGACGGCAACACCAAGUGAUAUUGUCUACCGCGACCAUGCUAUCGGACCCAUUGGCAUUGCUAAUGCGGCCACGCACAUGCCCUUACAAUAUUGUAAUGCGGGUAAUGAGCCUCCACAACAGGUACAAGAUCAACCGGUUGACUUUUCGCCAAAAAAUAAUUUUACACAUUCGACAAAGACCAGCCCUUUUGAGUUGACCGGCAAUUAUGCAAUCUUGGCUUAGUGAAGAGGCACGUAAACGUUGAAAAUAGUUCAAAAAGACAAUGACAAAUUUGAAAAAGUUAGACUGUUGGUAUGUAUGAAAACUCUGGAGCUCCACUACGGAUGUGGCCAGAUUCAGAGGUUAAAAUAUUACAUAGAAAAGACGUGAAUGUUACGGAUUGAUUUUGAUAAAAAAAGUAAAUUUCGUAUUUUAUGGAAUGUAUCGCGCUCGCCGUCAAUUGCUAACAAAGUUCUAAGCAAGAUGCUCAUAAUGCAACAACCAGGUAUGAGGGGUUACAUGGGUAUCCUCGGGUAAAAACAGCCUUUUAUCAACAGUUUUUUCUCAUAUAAAAACUGAAACAUUUUGUUAGUUUUUUUAUUGCUACGUAUACAAACAUACACUAUUAGCAAAGAGGUUCUUAAAUUUUUGGAAAAAAAAUAUUUUAAAUUCGGCCAUUGUGACGCCAUUUCUGGUGACCCCUCGGAAAAAAGAUGCGCCCGCGUUGGUGAGAUAACCCUUACAGGAUCAUCUAAAGUGAAAAAAAUACUUGUUUUAGUUAAAAUCUUAACUUAGAACUUGGACGAAAGAAAGAAACUGAAAAUUGGAUUUUUGGCAGACAUUUUUCGUCCAAGUCUUUAAGAAUUGUAUCUCAAAGACCUAUGCAAAAUUUCAUGUAGAUCGGUUAAGUAGUCCUCGAGAAAUCUUGCCAAUCAACUUCAAAAAUACGCUUUCAAGAAAAACGCGUUUCAAGACGACACUAGCCUCGAGCGUAAAAGUUCUCAAGGACAAUUGAAAAUUAGGACAAUAUUCUAGAGGUAUUGUAAAAUUUAAUAAUACAAUAAAAACAGCGUUUUUUUUUAAAUUAGUAAACCUAUGUAACCCCAUAAUGAAGAGAACGUAAAUUAAGUCGAAUAAGAACUUUGAAAGAGUCCCACAAAGUUAUAGAAUUUGUUGAAGUCCUCUUUAAUUAACUGACUAAAUUAUCGUAAAAAUUUAAAAGAUUUUAAAAAUUGAUUUUGAAAUCUUAGAUUAGCAAGGUUCACCUUACCUACAACCACUAAAAGGUGGACCUUGCUGAACGCGAAGAGUUCCCCAUGACCUCCUUCAAUUGUUGCUUAGAACUUUGUAAGCAUUGGAAAUGGCGAUACUUAUUGGACUAAACACAAUAUAAAUCAAGAAACAAAUAUGUUAAAAAAAUGGUUUAACUGAAAAAUAUAUACACUUGUAGUUUAGUAGAACACUGAAGAAAACUGAUUGUGAUAAUUAUAAAAAGAUUAGUCUUAGCUCAUUACAAACUACGCCAUAAGCAAACAAAGUGGCAGCACUUGUAAUACAAAAAAAUCACUCAAAUUGUUUAAUACUAUAAAUAUAUUAUUUUACAAAAAAAUAAACAAAAAAGUAUCAUAUAUAUUGGAAUUCAUAGACGUAAAAUUGUAUAUGUGCGGUUAGUUUAAGAAUCCUUUUGUAUAUAUUUAAUCAUAAGAUUAUUAACACAGUGACUUAAAAUGUGUAUUUACCGUUAAAAAUAUUACGCUGUUUGAAUGGUGAACAAAGCGCAAACCAAUUUUCUUACACUGAAACUCAAAACCGCGGCAAGAAAAUAAUAUUUUAAUAUAAAUAUUUACUAGUUAACAAACGGUCAAUAUACUCAAAUAAUCAAAAUUAAUUUUUAUGCAUAAAUUGUUCAAACAAUAAGAUAAUAAUUAUAACUAAAAGAAUUUAUUAUCGUCUGAAAACCUAACGAACACCAAGAAUCCCUAACCUAAAAUAAAUAAAAUUACAUAUUUGGCAAAAAGCGAAAUGCAACUUUGUGCUGCAACUGCGCUGUUCCCAAUAUUCUACAAAUUUAUUUAUUUUCAUUGUGACAAGAAAGUACGCGGAAGUUGCAAAUAAAACCCAAAUUUUUAAUUAUUCAUCAAUAUUUAUUUUGUUUGUAGCCUUCAAAAAGUCCCCGGGGGACUUUUUCCAGUCCUCGAAACACUUUUCAUAAGCACUUUCUGAAAUGGCCUUCAGCUCCUUCAGCGAAUUUUAUUUUAUCUCCUCGAUCGACUGAAAACGCAUUCCACGGAGCGGCAAUUUCAGUUUGGGGAAUAAGAAAAAAUCGUACGAAGCCAAAUCUGGUGAAUACGGAGGUUGAUCGAUGGUAUUCAUGGUGUUUUGGCUUUAAAAUCUUUCACAAUCAUGGCUCGAUGAGAUGGUGCAUUAUCAUCGUGUAAAAUUCAUAAUUUUUUUUCCACAAUUCCGGCAGCUUUCGACGGAUAUUCUCAAGCAAACGCCUUAAAACGGCCAAAUAGAACUUCUUAUUGACCGUCUGUCCUCCGGAACAUAUUCUUGAUGCACCAAAACAGGAAUAUCGAAAAAUUAAUGAUCGUCACCUUGAUUUUUGAGCGGCUUUGGCGUGGUUUUUUUGGUUUGGGCUGACCUUUUUUCCCUCCAUUCCAAUAAUUGUUGAUUUGUUUGCAUGUCAAACUCAUAAGCCCAUGCCUCAUCGGG